Messenger RNA from Dendroctonus ponderosae (mountain pine beetle), 1518 nucleotides. RefSeq lists its product as uncharacterized. Bases 355 to 948 code for a protein of 197 amino acids. NCBI's taxonomy places the organism in Eukaryota, Metazoa, Arthropoda, Insecta, Coleoptera, Curculionidae. The transcript has 4 exons. The record is from RefSeq and is a predicted model, not a curated record.
CGGAUUGUAUAGAAAAUGAAUAUCGAACGGACCAAAUCAAUAAAUAACCCAUCGAAAUCUUUAUUAGCAGUUCACGGUAAUGUACAAGUCUAUAUUGUUAUCCCCGCGAGCUGACUCCUACUUGACGCUUGUUCCCUUAUCUUAUCGACGUUGCGUUUGCUUUUCUCUCAACAAGUGCCGGAUAAAAAUUGAUUAACACUUCACUACCAUAUAGCAUUUAUUUCAGAUUUUUUACAUAUCUGGAUCCGAAAUUUGUGCAAAUUUAUUUAACCGUGGUGAUGUACAAAAAUCUUUAAAUAUAAUAAGCCAUUGGAUCAGUUGCUGAAUGGAGCAAGUUGGAGCUUGAAUUCCGCAAUGCCAGCUCCAAAUGUAGAACCGUUCACCUCAUCGAACCAAAGAAUAAGGAGAUCAAACGUUUCUCUUCCUGAACGCGCAACGCCUCUGGAAGCUUUACCGACUACAUCAAGAAGAAACACGAUUACAGAAGGAAAUGGCUCAAAAGUUCGGAAAAAAGUCAAAGCACCUGUUACGCCCAGUAUUCCAGAAUAUGAAGUGACUGAUGACAAAAGCAUUUCGUUUACGGUGGAAAAGGAAACGAAAGGCGUAAGCAGGAAAACAUCGGAUGCUUCAAGAUUGAGUGCGGCUAGCAGCAGAAGCAAAAUAUCCCACAGUUUCGACAACAAAGCUUUCGAUGGAAAAGAAGGAAAUUUGAUUAGAAAUGAGUCUGCGAAUAAUAGCAUCAGAACUGAUUCUCGAGCUCCUAGUGUUAGAAGUUUAGAGAUCUACAGAGAACAGUACUGUUGCUGCGCAAGAAGAUCGAAAUGCGAAAAAUCUCUACUAGUCACUGUAACCGUAUUAAUAAUUAUAAUAAUAGUUCUUGUCAUAGUUAUAGCAGUGCUAGCUUCAAACAAGCAGUUGCAUCAACUCUUCAGCGUAGCAAAUAGAUGAAGCCGAGCAAGAAUUGACGAAUAAUUGUUGAUAAAAUCUUGUAAAGGGCUUCAACUAAUUGAUACCUUUAUAGUUUCUUAUGCCACUCGAAGAACUCUCCAAAAAAGGGAAAUGUGUCUUUGCAUCAAUAUUGGAAUUAAUACAUAUAUAAAUCAAUUGAGGGGCAUGUUGGCAGAGUCCAUUGGAAGCAAACAAUAUUUCAAUAAGCUACUAGCAAGCAAAUUUAUAAAAUUUGAUGAAAGUCGAUUGACUCAUUUAUAUUUCUAUGCUUUGGACAGCAGCAUCUGCUAAACAAAGCAUUUGACCUUCGUGAUAUUUACUUCAAUUUUUCCCACUUAAAAAAAUUGAACUAUAAAAAAUGUAUUAGUAUCAUUACUAAAAGCAACGCAUAAAAUUACAAAACUUUAAAUAAUUUGGGGUGUGGGAUGGGAUUUGGACUGGCUUGGAUUUGUUUUGUACUGUGUACAAAUAUGUAUAAGUAUAAGUGACAAAACAGUUUUGUAUGUAUUUUAUAGAAUGUUAAACAAUGUGUAGGUAUGGUUUAUUAAAGGUAACCUACAACUUUAACAA